This is a messenger RNA of Entamoeba invadens IP1, 1818 nucleotides long. RefSeq lists its product as hypothetical. The record is from RefSeq and is a predicted model, not a curated record. The coding region runs from base 1 to 1818 and encodes 605 amino acids. The transcript has a single exon. NCBI's taxonomy places the organism in Eukaryota, Evosea, Mastigamoebida, Endamoebidae.
AUGUCACUUGAUUGUGAACAAGACGAGGUCCUUUCAAGAGAGGUGGAAACUGUCAUUUCCAUUUUUCCAGGAAUAGUGAGACAAGAAGCCGAUGUAUUAAAAGUGACAAUUAAGACCGAACUCACCAAUCCAAUUGAAGUCGUUUUUGUCGAGGACGAAUUCAUUCAACGUCCUUACAAAGACAAGAAGAGUGCUUUUCUCACAACGUUGUCAGACAUCACACUUGACAUUCCAACAGAUCCUCCUCUCCAAGACGGGGAGCUUCCCGACUUUGUAGUUCACUGCGACUGGAUUCCACCACCAGUUGCUUCUGAAAUAAUCAAAGAAAUGUUAGAUGAGUACGACACGAGUGGUGGGGUUGGUUUUGUGUUUAGUUGGGUGUCUUAUCUUUCCAACAUUUUUUCGACAUUUGAACUGUCGAAAAUCGAAAUUGAAAAAUUCACAGACUUUUCAGUUCCGCAUUUCAAAAAUUAUUUGGGGCUUCCAAAACACCUUCAGCGCGCUUUGAUUACUUUUCAAAUAGAAAGUGACAUCAAAGCCUUCAAAGAGAAGAAUGAGAGUGUCUGUAAUCACUGCAACAAAUUAAAAAGUUGCCAACACUUUGUUUGUGGCACCAAAUGUGGCCACUUCAUUUGCGAUGAGUGCGCAACAGAAAAGGUCAUUAAUUGCAACACGACCAAAACAAAAUGUUGUUGUGAUGUGUGUGGUACCGAAUUCACUUUAUUUGAGUUGGUUGGACACGUCGAUAAAUCUAUUAUUGAGGAAUACAACUCAACAUUGAUUUACUUGACUUUACUCGAAGAGGACGACAUUGUAGUGUGCCCCAACUGUACCGCUGCAAUAGAAAUCGAUCCACUUGAUAAAAAGAAGGAAAGAGACGUCUUCUGCCAACACUGCCAAACUGCCUUUUCUAUCAACAAAAAGCCGAUUAAAGUCGUUCAACCCGAACAACCCGAUGAUGAGAAUUUGAGUGAUGAUACAAGUAAGUACACCCCAUAUAAUUUACAGGGAAAAUCAGACUUCUCUUUGUUCUUCAAAAAGAAUAUUGAUGUCAUUACUAAUUUUGUACAACGGUCGUAUUCAAAUUAUAAAAACAAUUAUUAUUUUCGCGGCGAUCUCCCUUUGUUUUUCUACAUGAAUCCUUUCUUUGGCGACCAAAACACCCCAUUCAAAAAAUUGAUCAGCUCAUCUUUUCGACAAGUUCUCACACAAAGAGAUUGUAUGAAAAAAUCUUGUUUUAUGUGUUGGCACGGGACGUGGAGUUAUGAGAACGCUACUGGAAUCAUGCAGAAUGGAUUUGAUGUGAGAAGACGAAGUGGUCAAGCCUUUGGAAGAGGAGAGUAUUUUGGGAAUGAUAUUUCUGUGUGUUAUGGAUAUGGCAGUUACCUCAUAUUAACAUUGGUUCUGGAAGGUCCUGCAGUAUCUACAUUCAGUUUUGGAUUUGUUGUUGAUAACAAAACAACGGAGACGUAUUGCCUUCCUCUUGGGUUUGUCACAGACGAUCAAAAAGUUAUUGGAUCAUUCAAACGUGUGAAAAUCUUUCAACUUCGAAUCAAUACUGAUUUGUAUGAAGAAAUAAAUCAUCCCAAAAUUAAACGCAUAAAAAUGAAGUCCAAGUAUUCGUUGGUGUCACGAACAGGAAAGUCGUCGAAUUUGUCAUCGAAAGACUCAGACACAAUUGGUUUGAUUUUGAAAUCAAAUUGUAGUUCUGAAGUCUCUUGUCGACUAGACAUAGGAGAAUGUGUCAUCAAUGUCAAACGAAAAAUUUUAACGUGUGACUAUGAUGUGUUUUCAGUGAUAUGUAACAAUCAACAAUGA